This is a messenger RNA of Ostrinia furnacalis (Asian corn borer), 4749 nucleotides long. RefSeq names its product Inositol 1,4,5,-trisphosphate receptor. Gene Ontology annotation, cellular component: membrane. The annotation marks the transcript as partial. Gene Ontology annotation, biological process: calcium ion transmembrane transport. NCBI's taxonomy places the organism in Eukaryota, Metazoa, Arthropoda, Insecta, Lepidoptera, Crambidae. The transcript has 31 exons. Gene Ontology annotation, molecular function: calcium channel activity. The record is from RefSeq and is a predicted model, not a curated record.
GUUUACCAGUUCAUCCUAGACGUACGACUGGACUACCGCAUCAGCUGCCUGCUGUCGAUCUUCAAGAAGGAGUUCGAACAGGCCAGCGACCGAACGGACGCGCUCGCCCGAGCCGACGUCGAGGCCAUAGGGCUCCAGGCUGAAGGCAUCUUUAGCUGCCGGGACGGACUUGACCUGGACGAAUGCGGCGGCCGAAUGGUCCUCCGAGUCCUGCUACAGCUGUGCUCGCAAGGGGCUUCGGCGGCGCUGGUCUCUGGAGCCCUAGCGCUGUUGUUCCGGCACUUCAGCCAGCGGCAAGAAGUGUUGGCUGCCUUCAAGCAGGUCCAACUCUUAGUGUCGGACGCGGAUGUGGAGUCCUACAAGCAGAUCAAAGCGGACCUGGAUCUGCUGCGCCAGAGCGUCGAGAAGUCGGAACUCUGGGUAUUCAACAAAGGACGAGCUGGUAUUCUCGAUGACCAUUCAGGUAUAACAGGCACUGUGGGCCCAGGCGGUGCAGUGCUUGAGAGGAACGCAUCUCUUGACAACGUUCUAGACACCUCUAGAACGACUAAGCAUGACCAUAUGAACGAGUAUAAGAAAAUUAAAGAGAUCCUCCAACGCAUGAUCAAGUACUGCACGCAAGGCAACAGCGGCGCCGGCGACACCGGCCGCCCGCGGCGCCACGAGCAGCGCCUGUUGCGGAACAUCGGCGUCCAUAAUAUCGUCCUUGACUUGCUGCAGGUGCCUCACGACGAGGACGACGCAGACAUGGAUGAGCUGCUAGCCCUGGCGCACGAGUUUCUGCAGCACUUCUGCCACGGCAACCAGCAGAACCAGGCUAUUUUGCACAAGCACCUGGAUCUAUUCCUCAAUGCUGGGAUCAGAGAAGCGCAAACAGUGUGCGCAAUAUUCAAAGACAACGCAACGCUCUGCGCGCACGAGAACAACGAGAAAGUCGUCGGCCAUUUUGUGCACUGCAUAGAGUCGCGCGGCCGCCGCCCGGCCUACCUGCGCUUCUUGCAGACCAUAGUGCACGCCGACGCACAGUACAUCAGGAGGAGCCAGGACCUCGUCAUGCAGGAGAUGGUGAAUGCAGGCGAAGACGUCCUGGUGUUCUACAACGACAAAGCAUCAUUCAACAACUUCAUACAAAUGAUGAGACAAUACAAACUGACCAACGAAAUGCCAGAAGCUUUGACAUACCACAUCCAGCUGGUGAAGCUUCUGACCUGCUGCACCAUGGGAAAGAAUGUGUACACGGAGAUUAAAUGCCACAGUCUGUUGCCGUUAGACGACAUAGUGGCUAUGAUCACACACCCGCAGUGCAUACCAGAGGUGAAAGAAGCCUACGUGGGCUUCCUGAACCACUGCUACAUAGACACAGAGGUCGAGAUGAAGGAAAUAUACUCCAGCAACUACAUGUGGGAUCUGUUCGAGCGGUCCUUCUUGCAGGACAUGCACGCCAUCCUGCAGGACCCUGCGCAGCCGUCGCCAGGUCCGUCGACGUCCACAGCGUCGCCCCGCAAGGCGGCGAGCGCCGGCCAGAAGGCGUGGGUGAACUACGUGACAGACGUGCUCAUGCACACGAUUUGCACGUUCUUCAACUCGCCUUUCAGCGACCAGAGCACCACUGUACAGACCCGGCAGUCGAUAUUCGUCAAGCUGCUGCAGACCACAUUCAGUAUCUACCAGUGCCCGUGGCUCGCGCCGCCGCAAAAGCUCAGCGUGGAAAAGUGCAUACGAACGCUGAGCGAAGUUGCCAAAUCUCGCAGCAUAGCUAUCCCCCUGGAUUUAGAAGCCAAGAUCCAGGCGGUAUUCGAGAAGGCGGCGGCGCUCUCUCGGCAGACCAGCAGGUGGUUGCUGGCUUCCAAAAACUCCAAGCUGGAGAAGAUGGCUUCACAGUCAAACCUACAAAACGAUAGAUCCGUAAUGGAGGGGCUGCAAGAGAUAGUGGCGCUCCUGGAGGAGCAGCUCAGGCCACUGUUGCAGGCCGAGCUGUCGCUGCUCGUGGACAUCCUCUACAAGCCUCACCUGCUCUUCACGAGCCCCGGCGACGUGGCGCAGCCCGACGCCUCCGGCAUCUUCAUCUCCAGAUUGAUUCGUCAUACGGAGAAGCUACUUGAAGAGAAAGAAGAGAAGUUAUGUGUUAAGGUGUUGCGAACACUUCGCGAAAUGAUGGCCGUCGACCCCGAAUAUGGGGAGAAGGGCAAUCAACUUCGUAACAAGCUUCUCUCCCAAUACUUCGUGAACCGCAAAUCUGAGCCCAAAAUCCAGCCUCCCCAACCAUCUCUGACCGUGACCCACGGACCGGGUGCCAAGGUACUCAUGCGAACUGGCCAGACCCUGGCGCAGGUGCAAGCGCACCUUGACAAGGAGGGAGCCUCCGAUCUGGUCGUGGACCUGGUCAUCAAGAGCACCAACCGCCCCGCCAUCUUCCUUGAAGCCAUCCAGCUUGGUAUCGCUCUUUUGGAAGGUGGAAAUCCCAUCAUUCAGCACAGUAUAUUUACCAAACUUCAAAAUGGCGAGAUUUCGCAAGCGUUUUUAAAGGUGUUCUACGACAAAAUGCGAGAAGCUCAGCAAGAGAUUCGCUCUCUGGCGGCGAGCACCACCGCCGCCGCCGGCUCCGACAAACAGCGCACCUCGCACGCCGACAAGCAUAAACAGCCAUCUGUCGACGGUCGUACAACACCAGCCAACCUAGUGGUGGGCGAAGAUAUGGACGAAGAGGUCGCCAACGCUUGCGGAUCCGCCGUGCACGCGUACUCAGACAUACACACUAUGUCUCACGGUACAACAGUUUUAGAAGAGAUAAUGGCAGAAAAGAAGCGCGAAGCAGGAAGCGGCGACGUGUUGCCGGCGAAAGUGUCGGUGAUGCGGCCCAUCCUACGGUUUCUGCAACUGCUUUGCGAGAACCAUAACCCUGACUUGCAGAACCUUCUUCGCAACCAAAACAACAAGUCCAACUACAACCUCGUCUCGGAAACUUUAAUGUUCCUCGACUGCAUAUGCGGCUCCACCACCGGCGGGCUCGGGCUUCUCGGGCUUUACAUCAACGAGGGCAACGUGCAGCUCAUCAACCAGACCCUCGAGACGCUCACCGAGUACUGCCAAGGGCCCUGCCACGACAACCAGAACUGCAUAGCAACGCACGAAAGCAACGGCCUCGACAUAAUAACAGCGCUGAUACUGAACGACAUAAACCCUCUGGGCAAGACUCGCAUGGACCUCGUCCUCGAGCUCAAGAACAACGCCUCCAAACUCCUGCUGGCCAUCAUGGAGUCGCGCAACGACUCCGAGAACAACGCCGAGCGAAUCCUGUACAACAUGAACCCCAAGCAGCUGGUAGAUGUUGCGUGCUCAGCCUUCCAUCAGGAGCACGCUAUGGACGCCGACUCUGACUCCGAAGAUGAUACGCCCGUGCAAGGCGUUUCACCGAAGGAAGUGGGCCACAACAUCUACAUCCUGUGCCACCAGCUGGCCGGCCACAACAAGGAGCUGGCGGCGCUGGUGCGCGCCUCUCCCGCCGGCCACAACGCGCCCGCCCUGCAGUACUACCGUACUCACACGGCGCAGAUAGAGAUAGUGCGCACUGACCGGAGUAUGGAACAGAUAGUGUUCCCUAUCCCGGAGAUCUGCGAGUAUCUGCCGGCCGACAGUAAGCACCGCGUGCUGCAGAGCGCCGAGCGCGACGACCAGGGCAGCAAGGUGGCCGACUUCUUCAACCGCCUCGACAACCUGUUCCACGAGAUGAAGUGGCAGAAGAAGUUGCGCGGGCAACCAUUUCUGUUCUGGGUGUCGUCCUACAUGUCACUCUGGAGCAAUAUAUUGUUCAAUUUCGCCGUUCUUAUCAACGUAAUCGUAGCUUUCUUUUACCCGUUUCAAGACGAAAAUCCCAAGCUGGGCCAGCACCUAUCCCUAGUGGUGUGGUGCGUGGGCGUGGUGGGCGCCGCGCUAGUGACGUGGCUGCCGCGCUCGUCGGGCGUGCGCGCGCUGCUGGCCUCCGCCAUAGUGCGGCUCAUCUACUGCGCCGGGCCCGAGCCUACGCUGUGGGGCCUGGCCAUGCUCACGAUAGUGGUAAAGGGGAUCCACUUGGUGAGCAUAAUGGGCAACCAGGGCACGCUGUCGAAGUCGACGCGGCACGUGCUCACCGACCCGGAGCUUCUCUACCAUAGCGUCUACUUGGUCUUCUGCUUCCUCGGAAUCUGUUGUCAUCCAUUCUUCUUUUCCGUUUUGCUUCUGGACAUUGUGUACCGCGAAGAGACCCUGUUGAACGUAAUGCGCUCAGUGACACGCAACGGGCGGUCGAUCCUACUGACGGCCGUACUGGCGCUGGUGCUGGUCUACAUGUUUUCCAUCGUCGGCUACAUGUUCUUCCGGGACCACUUCCUCGUCAGCGUAGAUCGGCUCGAUGACGACGACGACCCUCGUUUCGGCACCGACGACUGCUCCGGCAGCUCGAAAUACCUCUCUCCUGAAAGCUGCCGGCGCUCGCGCUCGCGCUUCGUGUCGGUGGGCGGCGACCUGCGCGAGCGCAGCUGCGACUCGCUCAUCAUGUGCAUCGUCACCACCCUCAACCAGGGGCUGCGGAACGGCGGCGGCAUCGGGGACAUCCUGCGCGCCCCUGCUAGCUUCGUGAGUGACGUCAUCAUCAUUUCAGCCCCAGGAUCCGCUGCUGAACAUAAGCCUGAAUGCGAGGAGUGCAUAACUGGUCAUUGUAGAAACCUUAGGAAGGUUCCAGCAGUGGACGUCAUUUGACUGAAAUGAACGAAC